Zalophus californianus (California sea lion) is the source of this 336-nucleotide messenger RNA. Its product is annotated as 40S ribosomal protein S27-like. Gene Ontology annotation, cellular component: ribosome; cytosolic small ribosomal subunit. The transcript is spliced from 2 exons. The record is from RefSeq and is a predicted model, not a curated record. The coding region runs from base 1 to 336 and encodes 111 amino acids. Gene Ontology annotation, molecular function: structural constituent of ribosome; RNA binding. NCBI's taxonomy places the organism in Eukaryota, Metazoa, Chordata, Mammalia, Carnivora, Otariidae. Gene Ontology annotation, biological process: translation; ribosomal small subunit assembly.
AUGGCUAGCAAUAGGGGCACAGCAGAGAAACAUAACGAUCACUCUCUCUCCCUGCGCCACAAGCAGCUGACAGAUGCACGCAGGCUUUUGGCUAGAGAUUUACUAUACCUGUCCUUGGAAAAGAAAAAACAUAAAAAGAAACAGCCAGUUCAAAGCCCACAUUCCUAUUUUAUGGAUGUAAAAUGUCCACAUUGUUACAAGAUCACCCCGGUUUUCAGCCAUGCUCAGAUGGUGGUUACUUGUGUAGUAGGCUGUUCAACAGUGUUGUGCCAGCCAACAGGAGGAAAGGUCAGACUCACAGAAGGGUGUUCUUCAUUUAGAAGAAAGCAACACUAA